Candoia aspera is the source of this 1848-nucleotide messenger RNA. Its product is annotated as aldehyde dehydrogenase family 3 member B1-like. Gene Ontology annotation, molecular function: aldehyde dehydrogenase (NAD+) activity; 3-chloroallyl aldehyde dehydrogenase activity. The record is from RefSeq and is a predicted model, not a curated record. Lineage: Eukaryota; Metazoa; Chordata; Lepidosauria; Squamata; Candoiidae. The coding region runs from base 290 to 1456 and encodes 388 amino acids. Gene Ontology annotation, cellular component: cytoplasm. The transcript is spliced from 8 exons. Gene Ontology annotation, biological process: aldehyde metabolic process.
AUGGGUUAAGUAUUAAGAGAACUAAACCUAGUGGCGCAAAGCCCAAAUAUUACAUUUCAAGAAUCCAUUGGGAUGAUUGCCUGAGAAAGCCCUACCAUGCAAUGAAUGAGACACAAGUUUUGAUCAAUAAAGAGCUGCUGCAUAGUUCACCUCCUGAACCCAGUAUGGACAUCAAUGAUGCAUCUCAUUUUAUCUUUCUUCUCCACAGCCCUGCUUUGAAACUGAGCUCUUGGAGAUUCUCUUUACCAGAAAUGAACUGGCUAACACUCUUAAGAACUUAAGGAGCUGGAUGAAGGAUGAAUGUGUGGACAAGAACCUAUUCACACAGCUGGAUCAUGCCUUCAUUCGCAAGGAGCCAUUUGGGGUGGUGCUGAUCAUUGGAGCCUUUAACUACCCUAUCCAACUUACUUUGAUACCCCUGGUGGGGGCCAUUGCAGCUGGGAACUGCGUGAUUCUCAAACCUUCAGAGGUGAGCAGCCACACUGAGAGGCUCCUUGCAGAAGCACUGCCUUGUUAUCUCGAUUCGGAAACCUUUGCUGUGGUGACAGCUGGUCCUGAAGAAACGGGAAAAUUACUGGAAAAUAAGUUUGAUUAUAUCUUCUUUACAGGGAAUAACCGUGUAGGAAAGAUCAUCAUGACUGCUGCAGCGAAACAUCUGACACCAUUGACUAUGGAGCUGGGGGGUAAAAGUCCCUGUUAUGUGGAUCACUACUGCAAUUUCCAGAAUGCAGCCAACCGAAUUGUAUGGGGAAAAUUCAUUAAUGCUGGACAGACAUGCAUUUCACCAGAUUAUGUGAUCUGUACAGUUGAAACACAGGAGAAGUUGAUGCCUUGCCUGCGCCACGCUAUCCGCGAAUUCUAUGGCACUGAUCCCAAGGAGUCACCCGAUUUUGGCCGCAUGGUCAAUGACAAGCAUUUCCAGCGCGUCCGAGCUUUGCUGAAAUGUGGCCGGGUGGCCAUUGGUGGAGAGACUGAUGAGCGUGACCGUUAUAUUGCUCCCACAGUGAUGGUGGAUGUGAAGGAAUGGGAGCCAAUCAUGCAAGAGGAGGUUUUUGGGCCCAUCCUGCCCAUUUUCACUGUGAAAGAUUUGGAGGAGGCCAUCCAAUUCAUCAAUUGCAGAGAACGCCCACUAGCUGCCUAUGCCUUCUCCUGUGACGACAAGGUUGUGAACUGUGUACUGGAUAGCAUUAGCAGUGGUGGCUUUUGCGGCAAUGAUACCGUGACACGCGCAACACUGAUUUCCCUACCAUUUGGUGGCAUUGGACUCAGUGGAUUUGGCAAGUACCAUGGCAAGUUUACUUUCGACACAUUUACUCACUUUCGCGGCUGUCUUUUGCGCUGCAUGGGCCUGGAGGCCAUCAACAAAGUGCGCUACCCACCAUUCGACGAUAAAAAAUUGGGAAUAGUGGUCUCUGCUUUGGAGAUCAAGCGCAGGGGCAUGUGCACUUUGCUGUGAGGCCUUGAAUCACAUCACCUGUGUCCUUGAGGAACCUCUACCAGGAAUACUGCUGUUGUUGAGAGACUUUUUUUCCUUCAUCAGCUGGUCCUGGAAUUUUGCCUCAUCAUCUACAAAGAUCCUUGAAAAACACUCUCUGUUCUGACAAACCUCUUUUUCACCAUCUUUGCUCCUUAUAUCUUUUCUUUUUUCUCUACCAGCUUAUUAAUUUGCAACAUUUAGUAGUGGUUAGAAAACUUGGGUGAUACCCUCCAAUUCUCUUUGCACAGUUGUUGGGUAUAGAACAUAUCCUCCAUUCCAGUAAGGACUAAUUAUACAAUUAAGUAAAGAUUAUGUGUAAAAUGUCAUCUUCAUUUUAACACAUAAAGCUCAUUCUGCUUUAAAAUUUACAC